AUGGCUGCGUAUCUGUCUCCAGGAGAUGGAGCACGCAUCACCGAUCCUACCCAGCAUGCUGUCGACUCCCCUCGCUCUCCUGACGAUCCUUUCUUGAAUACCCCGCAAAAUAAUCAUCGCGCGCCGCGCUUCGCUCCCUUCGACAACGAUGCGUUUGAAAUCCAAGCGCAAACCUCACCUGCACAGGCGAAGCGUGCACUCGAGGCACACCUUGCGGAAACCGAGCGGCGAAUCGAGGAAGCUUCAAAGCUAGGCACCACGCUGUUGCGUCAAAGAAAGGAUCUGGACGAGCAAAUCAAGGAAAUUGAGAAGCAACAAGGGGGCAGUGAAUUGGGUCCGGAGUUGAGGCAGAAAUUGGCGGAGAUUGAGAAAGAGUAUAUCGAGGUUGGCCAAGAGAGUGCCCGGGCAUUCUUCCCUCCGCGAUCGCGAGUGGUUAGCAGCGAGGUUGGAUUAGGCGCUCCGUCUCCAAAAGAUCCUCGCGCUACGAGCCCAUCGCUCUUUGCAAGCCAAGCGACCAAUUCUCCGAGCAAACUGAACAUACCCUCCCGAAGGCAACGAAACCAGCCUUCGGGGCGCGUCCAUGACAUUGAAUUCGCCACCGAAAUCAGUACAGCCUUGCUAGCGCAAGUACGACAGCUUCAGGCUGUUAUAGCAGAGCGUGAUGAGACGCUCAAAGCGCUCAAUGCGGAGAAGUCAAAGCUCGAAAUUGAAAGCGAGGCGCUCGCCGAGCGACUGCACAACCUGGACGAGAGCGAGCAGAAAUUCAAAGACGAGAAUUGGAACCUGGAAACGCAGACUCAUGAGCUAAUCGCGGCUGCCAAGGAAGCCUCGGGUCGCGAACAGCGACUGAAUCAAGGUCUCAAUGCUGCUCAUGCUGAAAAAUCAGCCAUACUAAGGGAGCUGGAUGAGCUCAAACAAACAAACACAAAGCUUGCCGAAGAGAGUGCGGCCAACCGGAAGCAGCUCGAGGCGGAGCUUGCGGGUAUGCGGCGAAAUUUUAUGAUGGGCGAGAGCGAAAAAGGAGCAUUGCAUCGAAAGGUUAGCGAGCUCGAGUCGCAAAACCAUGAGCUUGCCAAGGCAGUCGCCGGACGACUCCGUGGAGAUGAGGCUCGGCAGGUUAUUGAGGUGCCCAUGGCUGGUGAAGAAGAUAUUGAAGACGAUUCGACGUCAGACCCAUCUCCAAAUGCCUCACCCGCCAAGGGCACACCACGACAUACUGGCCUGGAGACCGAGACUUUGAGGAGUUCACUGCACCACGCGCAUCGAAUGAUUCAGAAUCUCAAGAGCACUAUCCACCGAGAGAAGGCAGAAAAGAUUGAACUGAAGCGUGUCUUGCAGGAGGCCAAAGACGAAUUGGAGAUCAAGAAAGCUGAAGCCAACCCAGGUUUCUCUGGUAGCGCAGGCAAGCGCAAGAAGAAUGCUGCUCAAAAUGACCGCUUCAAAAAACCUCCCAGACCAAACAUGCUCGGCGCAGGAAGAGAAAGCAAAAAUGAGAUCAUUGAUGACGAGGAAGAGUGGGAGGAUCAUCAGGAGGGAGCUAGUCCGGAACAUGACAAGCGAUUCGAGAAGAAAUUGACUUCUCCUCGAGGCAAGAGGCAUUCCAUGUCCAGGGUGCCGCCUGUUCACCAUCAUGCUCGUGGUACCGAUCUCAGCGAGGCUUUUGAGACUGCUCACGAGACCAGUGAUGCCUUUGAGACGGCGGAAGAGAGGGAGGGCACGACAACCGAGACUGAUGCGUUCCAGACUGGAGCUGAAAGCUUUGGUGGUGAUUCCAGCGACGAGCUCACCGAGACUGAAACCGUCACAAUUCGAGGCGGCACCAUUCGUUCUCGGAAACCUUCUGGCCUCGAAGUCGCUGCGAACCGCAACUCGUAUUUGAGUACUGCGUCGACUUCUGCAGACGAACUGGAUUAUGACAGUGAACCGAGGACGCCAUUGCACUCUCAGCAGGAAAGAUUCCGUCUUCGAAUGAACCGCGGCGCCGCCCAUCGCAGGUCGAGGGUCGGAAGCGAUGGCGGUCUCUACAGAAGCGAUUCAGUUAGCGCCAAGAGUUCGCCUGUAAGCGUCCUGAGCAAUGAAAGCCCCGCUGCGCCUGUAGGUAAUAGCUUGUUUGCGGAGCUUGGGGAUCUCAAUGGUGGUGACGACAGCGAAGAGGAGGAGGAGGGCGAGGAAGUCGAAUUGACUCCUCGCAGAACGCGAGCAGUGUCUCAAACUUCGUCUACACUAGCUAGAAGCUUUGGUGCUACGAGGGAUCAGUUUUCGGUGUCGAAGCCCCAACUUCAUCCUAAGCCCGAAAUGUCAGACAUGGGAAUCAUGACUGAGCCUUGGAACCCUGAGCCAGCGAUUCAUGAGGAAGCAGGAGACGAGAAGGAACCCGCAACAGCAGCUCUGGUUGCUGCGACUCCUUCCUCGGCGCUGUCAACCAUUGAAUCGCAACAUACCGAGCCACUCGUCCCUGAUCCAUCAACGAAGCUCGGCAUCUCUGCCGUUAGUGCCCAAGAGUUUGUGCCUCAAAUUCCUGAAGUCCCCGCACCACCGCCGCUGCAACUUUCGGAGGUGAAUAUUCAACACACUGAGCCUCAGCAUGUCGAGCCUCCGCCUUCGGUUCCUCUGCAGCUUAGCAACGUCAGCGCACAACACACCGAGCCGGUUCGCCCGCCAUCGCCAGUGACACAGUCCUUGAACAUUUCGCAAGUGCAAUCCUUGCAUACUGAGCCCAGGGAGCCCGUGGUCCUUGUUUCAGCACCGGCUGAUUCGAGCCAUGAGAAUCCUCAGGCCGACGAACCUCGCACUCUGACGUCUGCCGCGCCUCAAUACCAGGAGUCACCUUCUCCUGUCCAGCUUGAAUUCAGCGGUGUCAGCACCCAAAAUAUUGAACCUGUCCGGCCGUCAUCCCCUCUUCCGGAAUCGCUAGACCUCAGCCAUGUCUCUACGCAAUCGACAGAGCCUGUGCGCCCUCAAUCACCUGUUCCUGCGCCACUGGAUCUCAGCAAUGUUUCGGCGCAGGCUACAGAGCCACAGCGUCCUACGUCACCUAUACCGACGUCUUUAGAACUUUCAGCCAUCAGCACACAAGAUACCCGGCCGUUGGUGCCUGAGCUGAAAGAAGAAGCGCCUGUCCAUCUUACUGCACCAACACCACCUUCAUUGGAAUUCUCAACCAUCGUGUCUGAAGAAACCGAACCAGUCGCAGACUCUACGCCUGCAACUGCUAGAGCGAUAUUUGCUUCCGAUGUCAAUGGCGAGAAAACCACAGCCAAUGCUGCAACGGUCAAGGAUGAGUCUAAAUCAGAGGAAUCAAAGGCAGGAGUGCUUGGCUCAAUCUUCGGCUGGGGCAAAGGAUCGGCAUCCCGGCAACCUGAGAUUGCGGAAGACGAAACGAGCCAAAAGUCGUCUGGGGAAGUUCCCAUUGAGACAGAGAAAUCAAAGCUACCGUUACAAAGUGUAUCGAGUAAUAUUGCCUCGAAACGCCCAGAGCAGAAGGAGCUUGGUUUACAAGCGACCGCUUCAAAACCGUUUGAUAUGGCAGACCAGAGCUCGCAAACAUUACUUUCAGCAAGCCAGAUCGACAAUCUGUUCAAAGAGAUAUCCGAUAAACCUGAAAUGGCUGCUGGCUCGUUUGUUCGAUCCCCUACAGCAUCAACACUUGAUCAAAGUGUACACGGCGGACUUGAGCGGACAUUCUCCCAAGAUAGCAUGCCUAGCAGCCCAAGAUCCCGGACGCGAAGAACCGGCGUUGGCCUUGCGGCAGGAGAGGCGUCCCCCGUCAAGGCUCCCAGGCGACCAGGAAGCCCAGGAAGCAUACGUAGCCUUGCCAGCAAUCAUCCUCCAUUGCCUGUGGACCACAAGCAAACAAUUGCAGCGGCCUCGAGAAGAAUGUCUGGUGGUGAAGGUUCAGGAAUUACUAUGGGUCCGCCGCUGCAGCCGGCUUCGGCGUACAAAGGCCAACCUCAUCUGCGCCCACAGACGCCCAGCAGCCAACACCAGCAGCAGCAUAGCCCAGCUUCCAAGGCCGGUACAGCUUCCCGACCACGACGCCUAUCGUCAGUUCGGAGUGAGAUGUCUUCGGCUCUCACGCGGCGAUCUUCUGUUACGUCAUUUGCGUCCGAGCUGGACGAGCGCUUUAACAUUCGGCCGGAUGGAUUCAUGCCAUAUGACAUGGCCGGCGGUACAGACCCGCGGAUGAUUGAAGCCAUCACUCAGACCAUGAUAGGCGACUAUCUUUGGAAAUACACGCGCAAGGCUGGCCGCGGAGAGCUUUCUGCUAACCGGCACCGUCGGUAUUUCUGGGUCCACCCGUACACGAGAACACUGUACUGGAGUGAUCGGGACCCGUCAACAGCUGGGAGGCUGGAACUUAAGGCGAAGAGUGUGCAGAUUGAAGGUGUACGAGUUGUCACCGACGACAACCCAAUGCCCCCCGGGCUUCACCGCAAGAGUUUGGUUGUUGUUACUCCUGGACGGGCGAUCAAGUGUACCGCCGCUACCGGACAGCGACACGAGACCUGGUUCAAUGCGCUCUCAUACCUUCUUCUUCGGACUGGGGGCGAAGUUUCUGGAGACGCCGGUGGUCCUGACCGUUCGCAAAGCAGGAACACCACUCGCGAAGACGGUCAGUCGGUUGAUGCCCGUUCCAGCACCAGAACUCGCACGAUUGGAGUCUCGUCUCGCGCAUCGCUGUCAUCUUACAAUAGCCGCACAACUAGAAACACAUCUCCUCGAAGGCACCCAUCCGGCGUAGCGACUCUGCGACCCUCGCCAGCUGGCGUUUCUCGUAGCCGCGCCUCUCAACCACAUGGGUCUUUAUCUCGCCUUAGCAGCAUGUUCCGCUCUGGCGCUCCUCCUGGCGGUGUGCAUGGAUCAUUCUCAGGCCGUCGAAGCAAGCAGAGCAUUAGGGACGAUAGUAUCUAUGACGCAAGCAUGGUGAAUGACUCUGCCGAGGAUCUCAGGCAGGUCAUUGAGAGGCAGGAGCGCGACUCAAGCAGGCUGGAGAAUGUACGAGCCUGCUGUGAUGGCAAGCAUGACGUCGGGUCUCUGACACGUAGAGGAGGACGCCACUCUGCACUCCACAUCCAUCACCAUAACCAUAGCCACCACGCCCCGUCCCAGCAGGGUUCAAUGCGAGGCGCGCCUUCACAUCGGACAUGA
Molecule: messenger RNA, 5148 nt
Organism: Xylona heveae TC161
Lineage: Eukaryota; Fungi; Ascomycota; Xylonomycetes; Xylonales; Xylonaceae
Exons: 2
Coding region: 1-5148 (1715 amino acids)
Biological process (GO): maintenance of protein location in cell cortex; microtubule cytoskeleton organization; establishment of mitochondrion localization
Cellular component (GO): mitochondrion; cell cortex
Molecular function (GO): phospholipid binding; tubulin binding
Source: RefSeq, a predicted model, not a curated record